AUGGAAAACUUGGAGGGGUUGCUCAUGGUCCCUCCGGACAGGGGCCAGAUCCUUGGUAGAGCUGUCUGGAAGGACGAUACUGAACCAAGCCAACAAUGGCCCAUAAACUCUAUUACCGACUGUCAGGUCCAGCAGAUCGCCCACCGCAAACAGGGCCCUGUCCUUCCCACUCUCGUCAUCUCCAUCGCCGACAAGGAGAAAAAGCGACGGUCGAGCCGAGCUGCCGGCCUUAUAUCCUCCAGUAAAGAAGCCAACGCAACGACACUCUGGUUCCGGACCCCUACAGACGACCACCACUUGAGCUUACACGAGUGGGCUCGCUUCAUUCUCGCCAGAAAGUCUCCCAUGAGCCCCGAGAGCCCAAUGUCACCCCAAUUUUCGAACCCGUUUUCGUCGAGACCUCGCGAUACAUCCGACUACUUCUCGCGGCCAACGAGCGGAAACCAGUCUGGCCGUUCUGAUACCCGUGCCCUUCAGCAUAAGAGCUCCUCCAACACCCACUCGACGGCUACUCGAGAUCGACCCCUUACCUUCAGCUCCGAGUCGCCUAGCUUGCGAUCUAAACGUAGUGAUGUGUCUUCCCCUUCGAGCAGCAACUAUCCAAUUCAGCAGAUGAACUUCCCAAUACCCGGACAGCACUACACUACGGUCCUCCCCACCGACCUGCCAUCUCCUGUCACCACAACGGGAGAAUAUCAAGGAGAGUUUAUUGAGGGUUGGACAUCAGCGCAGGGGCGAUCAUCUACGAUGAGCUCGCCUAUUCGAGGACGCAGCAGCAUUGGCUCGCAGACGCCUCAUCCUUCAACUACCGCAACCGACUCGAGUUCCCCCCCUGGACCACGCGAGACCAUCUUGGACAGGGCCUUUCAGAUGCGAUGCAUCCCUGGCUCUGAACGAGAGGUGCCAGGCGAGGAGAAACUGAGUUCUUUGGCGCGGUUUGAUGCGCUUAUGCGGGAAGCUGACGAGAAGCGAAAACAGAGGGAAGAAGCCGAACGAGCCCAACAGAUGGCGAUGCGUAGUGCUUUCGAAGCGUCUGACAGCUCCAGCGAGGAGCAAGAUAGUGAUUCAGACGACUUGGAUGAGGACGCAUACGGCGGAGUACCGGAACGACGGGGACCGGCACUGAUACCGCCUACGACGCAACGAGCCCUGCAGUUUAUCACUGGCCGUCACGAAGCGGCGCCGCCUUCACCAUCAGGUCGUCCCCCUGUGACCAGGACACAGAUACCGCAAUCGCCUCCGCUGCGGCCGCAUACAGCGCAUGCCAAGAGCCGUCCAACUCCGAGCCAGAGGACCAACAGCACUCCCCAGCUGACUCCUGGUAUGGCCAAUCUGGAGAUAUCAACAGCAACCCCCACCAAGGUAUCCGAUGAUGGCGCGAUACGGCCGAAUGCAGACAAGCGUCUGUCCACUUCGAGCACCGCUACCAAAAGACGAACGCUAGUGGGGGGAGUUCCCGGGGAAGCAGCGAGAUCGACAUCCAGCCCUCGUCCCUACCCCGUGGGACGCUGA
Messenger RNA from Fusarium vanettenii 77-13-4, 1512 nucleotides. RefSeq lists its product as uncharacterized. The transcript is spliced from 3 exons. NCBI's taxonomy places the organism in Eukaryota, Fungi, Ascomycota, Sordariomycetes, Hypocreales, Nectriaceae. The record is from RefSeq and is a predicted model, not a curated record. The coding region runs from base 1 to 1512 and encodes 503 amino acids.